Priapulus caudatus is the source of this 957-nucleotide messenger RNA. RefSeq names its product methylmalonyl-CoA epimerase, mitochondrial-like. The record is from RefSeq and is a predicted model, not a curated record. Gene Ontology annotation, biological process: L-methylmalonyl-CoA metabolic process. NCBI's taxonomy places the organism in Eukaryota, Metazoa, Priapulida, Priapulimorpha, Priapulimorphida, Priapulidae. Gene Ontology annotation, molecular function: methylmalonyl-CoA epimerase activity. Gene Ontology annotation, cellular component: mitochondrion.
GUCAGUGGAUGUUUCACCCAUCUCCGAAAUGUGUCAACUCAGAACAUGCCGAAGAAGUUGUGGAAGUUGGGAAAACUGAACCACGUAGCGAUCGCCUGCCCCAACCUCGAGGCUGCCAUGGACUUCUAUAGGGAUGUACUGGGAGCAACUGUCGGUGAACGUAUGCCCCAGAAAGAGCAUGGAGUAUAUACAGUCUUUGUGACCCUUGGAGAAACGAAAAUCGAGCUCCUGCAUCCACUUGGUGAGAACAGUCCAAUCAGUGCAUUCUUGGAAAAGAACAAGAUGGGCGGAAUGCACCACAUCUGUCUGGAGGUGAGUGACAUCAAUGCAGCUAUUGCAGACGCCAAGGCUCACAAUAUCCGGACACUUGGAAAAGAGCCAAAAAUCGGAGCACACAACAAGCCAGUCAUGUUUCUGCAUCCAAAGGACUGCAACGGUGUGCUAGUUGAGCUAGAAGAGGUCUAAGCAUUGUCCAACUAUUACUAGCCACAGUAGCCAGUGCAGAAUUAACGCCAAAAACUAACAGAGAACUGAAAGUGACAUUGUGCGCGUAAACGAGGAUGUAGUACUUUUAAUGAUAAUGAGUAAUAUCCUUUCAUGAUGUCGUAAGUCCAAUUCGGUCUGGUGAGGGGAGGGGCUCUGCUUCUGGAAAUCGAAUAUGUUGGAUUGGCUACCUCUGCUCAAUAUUUGUUCUGUAUCGAUUAAAAAUAACUAGAAUCGGGUCACCCAUGUAAGUGUCUAUACUUUCUAUGGUGUAGUUACUUUUCUACCAGGUGGGUAACUUGUUACAUGUAUUGUUAAUGUUAAAUUAUUUUUUUCUUGCCGCAUCCUGUUUGGAUACUACCUACAUUCAAUACUCUUUCUAUUUUACGACCUCCCUUUCUAUACUUAAAGGCAUACUAGGCCCAUUGAUUAUGCAAUGUUGACGAAUGCUAGAGUAACUGGCACCUUGUGUAA